GCAGACCAUAGAAAUGAGUUACUUAAAAUUGUCGCAAAAAUUUUCCGAAUUAAUAAACGUAUCAAACGGUUUAAAAUUGUCAGAUAUUAAAUUUCGAUCAUUUCGGUCAAAUUCAAUAAGAACGAUAAUGGCCUGGGAGACGGAGAAAGAAAAAUAUUUGAAUAUGAAGGCCGAAGAAAAGCAGAAAAAUUGUAUUUCGCUUGAAAAAAUUCCUACAUGGAAACGUUUAUGUGAAUCGGAAAAAUUGCCAAAACCGAUUAUGAAGAUGGAAAAUUGUCCAAUUGAUAAUAAGUUAAAUGGAAUAUUGUCCGAAAAAAUUUCAAUAUUUGAGGGAGACAUCACUAAAUUAGCGAUUGAUGCUAUUGUAAAUGCAGCAAAUUCCAGGCUUCAAGGAGGCGGAGGAGUUGAUGGUGCAAUCCAUAGAGCCGCUGGGUCAUGUUUGAGAUUAGAAGGAGCUACCUUGGCUCCUUGUAAUACUGGAGAUUCUAAAAUAACAGGAGGCUAUCAGUUACCAGCUAAAUAUGUGAUACAAACAGUUGGUCCGCAAUUGGCAAGACCAGAAGAGCUCAAUAAAAAUCAUUUUCAAUUACUUGAAAACUGUUAUCGAAAUAGCUUGGAGUUACUUGUCGCAAAAAAAUUGAAGACCAUUGCUUUUCCUUGUAUUUCUACAGGAAUAUAUUCAUUUCCUAAUUUACCUGCUGCCCAUACUGCAGCUUACCAAGCUAGAAAAUUUUUAGAGAAAGAACACCCAAAUGUCGAUAGAAUAAUAUUUUGCUUAUUUUUGCAAACAGAUAAGGAUAUAUAUAAGGGUGUAUUGCAAAGUUAUUUCCCUGUAUCUGGAUAAUAUUUUUCUUAUUAAUGAUUUGUAUCAUUAUUUUUGUUUGUUUUUUUGUUUGUAUAACAGUUUCCAAUGAUUUAUGAAUGUGUAUUUUAUUCUUUAUUUGGAAAAUUAGUGAUAACCAUGGUUUGAUGAAAAAUAAAUAGUAAAAUUCAA
Molecule: messenger RNA, 994 nt
Organism: Harmonia axyridis
Lineage: Eukaryota; Metazoa; Arthropoda; Insecta; Coleoptera; Coccinellidae
Product: macro domain-containing protein CT2219-like
Exons: 3
Coding region: 14-844 (276 amino acids)
Biological process (GO): peptidyl-glutamate ADP-deribosylation; DNA damage response; purine nucleoside metabolic process
Cellular component (GO): nucleoplasm
Molecular function (GO): ADP-ribosylglutamate-[protein] hydrolase activity
Source: RefSeq, a predicted model, not a curated record